AUGCGGAUGCUUUUUCUUGGCUUACAAGAAACCCGCACUCCUGAGACAUUCAGCACGGCAGAUGGUGUUCUGCGUUUUGGUUCUGGUCAUGCUGAAGGAGGACUCUAUGGUGUGGAAUUAUGGGUCAAUCUCCACAUUCCUUUCGGAAGCAUUGACAAGGAGAUGCUCUACUUUCAAGCAGCUGAUUUCCAAGUAUUACACCGUGAUCCAAGGGUGCUUUUUGUCAGAGCUGAAAAUCAAUAUAUUCAAUGGGCCAUCAUUGCUGGUUACGCACCACAUUCUGGACUUGCUGCUGAACAACGUGAAGGGUGGUGGACACACCUUUCCAUGAUUGCCUCGCAGAAGCGACCAGAUGACCAGCUCCUUGUGAUCAUUGAUGCCAAUGCAGAUCCAGGUCCUCAUGAUGAUUUGGUGGUACAUCGAGAUGGAUUUAAAACCACAGCCAACACUUCCAUCUUCAGGACUUUCCUGCAUGAGCAUGGAUUGACACUUCCUGCCACCAGCCUCAUUCACGAAGGCACCAACACUACAUGGAAGAGCCCGAACGGCAUCCAUGAACACAGCAUUGAUCACAUCGCUGUAGCCCAUGACCUGCUCCAUGAUUGCACCUUUUCUGGGGUUCUAGAAGAUUUUGACCUUGGCACUGGCCUUUAUGACCAUGCAGCGGUCGGUUUGCAGCUGGAAUGGCGUCAGGCGCUUGCCCCACCCAUCAGUCCAGGUCUGCACAUCAAGCACCAAGGAAGAGGCUGUGAUUACGACAAAGUUCAGCACGAGCAUCUCCAAACUGUUCUUGGGUCGUACAGAGCAGCAGAAUGGCAUCAUGACGUUGAGCAGCAUGUUGAUGAGCUCAAUUAUCACCUACUACAUGGCCUUGCUAGACUGUGCCCAAAAUCCAAGACAAAACCAAAAAAGAAUUUCAUCAGUGAUGAAGUCUGGCACCUUCAUCUUUGCAAGCUUGAAAGACGCAAAGCUUUGAAGGAGCUUACUCUUCGACACAGGUUUGAAGUGCUGGCUGCCUGCUUUUCGGCACUACGCACAGACAAACAGCCCGACCCAGUUGCUUUUUGGAAGUACGGCACGUGGCUGCUGUGCUGCAAAGUGCGUUUGAUUUGCGGACUCCAUCGAGCCUCUAGACAACUUCGAACUAGUCUCAAAGAACCCAAGCAGGAACAGCUUCGCACUGUCUUCCGGAAUUUGCCACCAUCAGCGUCUGCCUCGACCAUCCUGCAUGAGCUACGGCAAAUUAUUGGAUCAACCAACUUGAGAAAGCUCACAAACAAAGCUCUUCCCAACAUCAAGAACGAGCACGACCAAGUCUGUUGCAGUCCUGUGGACGCUCUGGACACGUGGAUCAAAUUUUUCCAGACCAUGGAAGGUAUGAGUCUGCAAAUGCAGACUGUGGUCAGAUCUCUUCACACUGACACCCACUUCUCCCUACGUGGGCAAUCUGAUGCCUGCAAAACGCAGCUGGGGACGCGUCCGGGUGACAGCUGGACCGAUUUGAUCUGCAGCUUUCUUUGGGCCAGGUUGCUGCACGACCUUGAGGAUGAAGUCACCCGUUUGGGGCUGAUCGAUACCACCCUGGACGCCAAGGGAUUUCAGUGCUGA
This is a messenger RNA of Cladocopium goreaui, 1608 nucleotides long. The record is from the annotation of a GenBank genome assembly. Lineage: Eukaryota; Dinophyceae; Suessiales; Symbiodiniaceae.